ACUUGGUCGGAAUUGAUCACCAGAUAAAACGCGACUGUCCCUCCUGCAUCUCCAUGCCCCCCUCGGCUUUCCACCAUUCCACUACCCGUUGCUGGAACUAGCGAUGAGCGAUAUACCCGUCCAGACUUCGGCAGGCCAACUGGAGACUCGAGGAACACCGGAGCCUGAAAACAGAGCAGCGGUCGACCACUCGCGUACGGUUGACGGAAUUGGGACGCCCAAGAGAGCAGCGGACGAUGGAGCAACCGACCCGUCGGUGAGCCCUGAGGAGAAGGGCAAGGCAGAGGCGGGGCUUCCAAAACAGCCAGCUUUGAAGAAAACCAAGACUGGCAUUGCUCGGGAGAAGAUAGAAGAUACACUCACCUGUGCCAUUUGCCUCUCGGGUUUGCACCAGGCCGUCAGUUGCCAGCCUUGUCUUCAUAGUUUCUGCAGAGGAUGUUUGACGGGAUGGAUAAAAUCUGGACAUAGUGCAAAAUGCCCGCAGUGCCGAGGCACUAUCACUAUGGCGGGAUGGAAUCACAAUCUGAAUGCACUGCUCGAAGCCUACCUGACAUUGAAUCCGAGCAACGCACGAAGUGAAGAGGAAAUCAAGGACCUCGAGACAGCCAACAUGUUCGGCCCAGGCGACAAACCUAUGCGGUUAGCGGAUACGUCUCAUCAGGACGAAUUUCUCAGUGCCAGUGAGGAUUCAUACGAAGACGAUGAGGAUGAGGAUGACGAUGAUGGACUUCCUCCGCUCCAUGCGUGCCCGUGCCCACUCCGAUCCGCGGCCGGACCUCUCAGGGGCUUUCAGUUUCAUAACAUACCGCCUGGCUCGUUUUCCGAGAAUCGAUUCGAGCAAACACUGCUUCGAAACUACCUAACCGAAAAGCGCUUAUCCGUGAACAGCGUUUGGCUCAGUGGGUUGGACGACAUCCAGCAUGGAAGAUACAUAUUGGAAACGAUUCUGGGGCAGCAUAAAGUACGACGCGCAGUUGUCAACACCAAUGGAGGCGACGCAAAUGCUGCCCAAGUGACCGACGGACAAGCCAACGCGGGACCGCAACCAACAGGCAAUGCCCACGAGGCGACCAACGGAGAAGGCGCCGCAGGAUCGCAGCUAGGUGUCGAUGCUGACGCAGCGACUGACAGAGAACCCUCCGCAGGGCUGCAACCAGUUGCUAAUGCCGAUGAAGCAACUGAUGGAGAAGCCAGCGCGGAACCCCUUCCCGAUAUCGAAGAUGCCGAGCAUAACGCUCCAGAACCUGGAGCAGCUGCUCAACCCAAUGCGCAACAGGCGCCAAGCAAUCCCAAUAUCCUUCCCGAAUUGUGCAUAUUCUGCUGCACCAGCAUUUUCGAAGAACUAUGCUACCUAUACCGUGAAGACUUGUGUCUGAAUGACCCCAGCAACAGCUUCCUUCCAGCUGAGGCUCGCAAUAGGCCGAAUUGUUGGUACGGGCGCGAAUGCCGAACGCAGCGUCACAACGAGUCGCAUGCGAGGCGACUCAAUCAUGUUUGCGCGCCUACUCCCAACCCGAACGCAAGAAACCGUGCUGUCCCGCUGCUGGGUUCUGUGUAAAUAGUUUCCAAUUUUAGUUGCACCCCCCCCCCCCUCUCCCCCCCCCUCCUCC
Fimicolochytrium jonesii is the source of this 1610-nucleotide messenger RNA. RefSeq lists its product as uncharacterized. Gene Ontology annotation, molecular function: metal ion binding; ubiquitin-protein transferase activity. The transcript has 3 exons. The coding region runs from base 104 to 1558 and encodes 484 amino acids. NCBI's taxonomy places the organism in Eukaryota, Fungi, Chytridiomycota, Chytridiomycetes, Spizellomycetales, Powellomycetaceae. Gene Ontology annotation, biological process: mitotic cell cycle checkpoint signaling; protein ubiquitination; ubiquitin-dependent protein catabolic process. Gene Ontology annotation, cellular component: nucleus. The record is from RefSeq and is a predicted model, not a curated record.